AUGGAGAUCGAUUCAACGCCUCCGGCAGCCCCCGCGCCGGCAUCCAACAAGCAAACGUCCACAUCUCCGCAACAGUCGGUAUCGCCAUCUGCCGCCCCGUCAGCGGCAGGCACGACAUCCACAACCAACACGGCCGGUGGAUUGAGCUUCAGGAGACAACGAGCCUCAAGAGCAUGCGAGGUUCGAUGCGAUGCCGCCAGCCUCGGCGUGCCGUGUACCAACUGCGUCGCCUUUCAGAUCGAAUGCCGCAUCCCUACCCCGAAGCGCAAAAAGGUGGCUAGCAGCAUCGCCCAGUCCAAGGAUUCUGAUAGUGAACGAGGCGAGGUCGACGAUCGAUCAUCAUCACUUCCUCCCGGGUCCAGCACUUUUCCCAGUGGCACCCGACCUCCUGCUGUCUAUCACACCCACGAAGCUACCCCCUUGACCGCCCCUACCGAGGAGCAACAGAAGAAGGAGGAGUUUGAUAAUGCCACCUUGGCCAACUAUAUGAAUCUGGUCAUGAAGCCCAAGUUUACUCGGGCCCCCAUCACCGAGGCCGGCAGGGUGGCCUACCUUGGAGAGUCUUCCAACCUGACGCUGCUUGUUCACGACCGUCAGAGCUCGGCAGAUGUCGUCCACUACCCGCUGCCAGAGAAUAUCAAGGGAUCCAGGGCACGACUGACAGAGCUGGACAAUGUCGAGAUUGAAAUCCUGCACCAGCGAGGAGCUUUCCUGCUCCCGCCAAGGUCCCUCUGCGACGAGCUGAUCGACUCAUACUUCAGAUGGAUCCAUCCCGUCGUCCCUGUGAUCAACAAGACCAAGUUCAUGCGCCGGUACAAGGACCCCAAGAACCCGCCGUCUCUGCUUCUGCUACAAGCCAUGCUGUUGGCAGGGUCACGGGUGUGUACCAAUUCUCAGCUGAUGGAUGCCAACGGCUCUUCGACGCCGGCAGCCUUGACUUUCUACAAGAGAGCCAAGGCUCUGUACGAUGCCAACUAUGAGGAUGAUCGGGUGACCAUUGUCCAGUCCCUUUUGUUGAUGGGGUGGUACUGGGAAGGUCCCGAGGACGUCACCAAGAAUGUGUUUUACUGGACCCGUGUCGCCACCAUCGUCGCUCAGGGCUCGGGCAUGCACCGGAGUGUGGAGGGGUCACAGCUCAGCAGGUCUGACAAGAGGUUAUGGAAGCGCAUCUGGUGGACACUGUUCACUAGGGAUCGGUCAGUGGCGGUUGCGCUUGGGCGGCCUUGUCACAUCAACCUCGAUGAUUCGGACGUGGAGAUGUUGACCGAGGAUGACUUCAUCGAGGACGAUGCCGACCACCCUACUGGCGAACACCCGCCGGAUCCCAUUCACGUUCAGUUCUUCUUGCAGUAUGUCAAGCUCUGUGAGAUUAUGGGCUUGGUGUUGUCGCAGCAGUACUCGGUGGCGGCCAAGGGCAGGCGGCAGAACGCUAUCGACCUCACACACAGCGACAUGGCGCUUGCGGACUGGCUUCAGAACUGCCCCAAGAUUGUGUACUGGGAGAUGCCGAGGCAUCACUUCUGGUCUGCGCUGCUUCAUUCCAACUACUACACCACACUCUGCCUGCUUCACCGCGCCCACAUGCCUCCGAGUGGCUCCCACAGGUUCCCAGAAGACUCGGCCUACCCAUCACGCAACAUUGCUUUCCAGGCGGCGGCCAUGAUUACCUCGAUUAUUGAGAACCUCACAGCUCACGGGGAGCUCCGCUACUGCCCGGCGUACGUGGUGUACAGCUUGUUCUCGGCGCUCAUCAUGCACGUCUACCAGCUCAGGUCACCGGUGCAGUCCAUUCGACAGGUUACGCAGGAUCGGAUCCGCACUUGCAUGGAUGCUCUUAAGGAUGUGUCCAAGGUCUGGCUGGUGGGCAAGAUGGUGCACACCCUUUUCGAGUCGAUUCUCGGAAACAAGGUGCUUGAGGAGAGGCUGCAGAAGGCGGCUGGCAAGAGACACCGCAAGGCGCAGCAGAGCCUUUCUCAGCUGGAACAGCAUCAGCGGAUGCAAGAGAAGCGCAAAUACGACGAGAUGGCGAUCGAUUUCUCGGUUAACACGCCACAGCCACAGCACCAGGAGUCUUAUGAACGGUCCCGGCCACAAACGCCCAGUUUUCUGAACAAGGAGCAGAAUCCAAACGCGAUGCCUCCCCCCACCGCCACUGCCACAGCCACGACCUCACCACCGCCUCACACCCGCAACAACGGCGACGCGUUCAUGGGCGGGACCGCCUCACGCCCGCACACCCGACCGGCAACGCCAUUUAACCCUUCGUUCUCUGUUCCAGCCACGCCACCGGACCUCUAUCUGGUCACGAGAAACUCACCUAACCUGUCGCAGUCCAUCUGGGAAAACUUUCAACCGGAUCAAUUGUUCCCCGAGGGCGUCCAAGCGCCGUUCCAGGGGCAGUUUUCGCCGCACCAGCACCAUCAGAACAUGGACGCCUCGGUCAUGGCUCAGAUGCAGAACCAGAACAUGCAAGGUGGGCCCGCCCCCGUGGACGGACAACAUCAGUUUGGACAAGCUUUGCCAACCAACAGAGGAUUAGCAGGUAGCCCGAUGCAAAACACGAACAACAACAGCAACAAGAACGGACUGCUCCAGCCGGGGAUGGCUGGGUUUCCGGGGAACCAGGGGGCGAAUAUCUGGCAGACGAACUUUGACAGCCAGAUGGUGGAUGGGAACAGCCCGAGCGACAGCUGGAGCACGAGCUCGGUGCAGGGGCAGCCGCUUCCCUCGACGAUGAAUGUGGAAGACUGGUUUCAAUUUUUUGGGAUCAACGGCGAGGCCCAGCACGGGCUUGGGUUUGAUAAUGUAGCUGCGGCGGCUGGGUUAGGGAAUAUGAUGUAG
Messenger RNA from Podospora pseudopauciseta, 2841 nucleotides. It is a transcript of the gene CTF1, whose product is annotated as Transcriptional activator of fatty acid utilization. The record is from RefSeq and is a predicted model, not a curated record. The coding region runs from base 1 to 2841 and encodes 946 amino acids. Gene Ontology annotation, molecular function: zinc ion binding; DNA binding; DNA-binding transcription factor activity, RNA polymerase II-specific. Gene Ontology annotation, biological process: regulation of DNA-templated transcription; DNA-templated transcription. The transcript is spliced from 5 exons. Lineage: Eukaryota; Fungi; Ascomycota; Sordariomycetes; Sordariales; Podosporaceae.